Molecule: messenger RNA, 911 nt
Organism: Ipomoea nil (Japanese morning glory)
Lineage: Eukaryota; Viridiplantae; Streptophyta; Magnoliopsida; Solanales; Convolvulaceae
Product: RPM1-interacting protein 4-like
Exons: 4
Coding region: 143-760 (205 amino acids)
Source: RefSeq, a predicted model, not a curated record
GAUCUCCGAAGGAGUCAUCAGAUGGCCCCACGCGCAAUCCCAGAGUUCUAUGAAAGAAUUAUUCUCAUUCCAUUCCAUUAUCAAAAUCUCAAACUAACAAUCAACAAGAAGAUCAAACAAAGCAAAUCCUUCCUGAUAAUCCAUGGCAGUAAGUGCAACGGCAUCUCACGUUCCGAAAUUCGGCAACUGGGACGGCGACAAUGUGCCAUACACCGCCUGCUUCGACAACGCCCGUAGAGACAAAGCCGCCGCCGCCGGCGUCGGAGGGAAGAUGAUAAACCCGAAUGAUCCGGAGGAGAAUCCCGACGCCUUUGGCUUCAUGUCACCGGAGAAACAGGCACGCGAUGACGACUAUCACAGUAGAAGUGCUAAGAAAAGCAUGUCUCCGUCGGAGGAAAGCUUUUCCGGCCAUUCUGCAAAAUGCCACCGGCGCAAGAGAUCAGAGCUAAAGAAGAAGAAGAAUGACAGUAGCAAUAGCAUCAUUCCAGCCGCGAGUCCUAAAACGCCCAGAAAUGGCAGGAGUAAUCCUUACGAUGAUCUGUCAUAUAGAUCAGCAGCAUCAGUGCCAAAAUUUGGAGCAUGGGAUGAGAUAGAUCCAAAAUCAUCAGGAGAAGGAUACACAAUGAUAUUCAGCAAAGUGAAGGAGGAAAAGCAGAUUGCAGCCUCCAAGCUGCCUAAUGUCAAUCAACAACACCCCACAUUUCAUUCCACCUACACCCACAAACCUUCCAAAUCAAAGAUGUGUUGCUGCCUAUUCUGAAAUGUGUACCCAUACUAUAUAUUUGAUUAUGGUGUUUCUCUAUAUUUUUUCUUAUUAAGCUCAGUUUAUUGGUCAUUGAUGUAUAUGAGAACUACACUUCAUUUUGGACAUUCAUUUGGCAAUAUAUUACUGGCAUAUUUUCAAAUUUCAA